Molecule: messenger RNA, 3978 nt
Organism: Conger conger (European conger)
Lineage: Eukaryota; Metazoa; Chordata; Actinopteri; Anguilliformes; Congridae
Product: basic immunoglobulin-like variable motif-containing protein
Exons: 10
Coding region: 126-1619 (497 amino acids)
Biological process (GO): nucleotide-excision repair
Cellular component (GO): nucleus
Molecular function (GO): DNA endonuclease activity; single-stranded DNA binding
Source: RefSeq, a predicted model, not a curated record
UCAAAGCGGAAGACCGUGGUUUAACUGUCCAAGCUGUGCUUGGAACGCCGUGUAUACUUAUAACCUCUGUUUAUUACAGUACUGGGAAGCCCUCCUCCUCUCAUCCACUAUCCAAGUUCCGUUCAAUGCCUAACGCUGCGGAAAGUCAAGGAGCAAGCGCGAGCGUAUCCGGGGCCCCGAACCGGCCGCCGGACAGAGACGAUGAUCACGCCCUGCACCUUGGCUCCUUGGCCAGGGAGUCCCUGAGACCACGGCGGGCGUCCAGUGCGGAAGUGCGCAUCCCCUGGACGUGUCCCGUCACGCACUCCAGGGAGAAGUUCUACACGGUGUGCUCUGACUACGCCCUCCUCAACCAGGCCGCCUCGGUGUACCGGCCGCCGCCCGUGGCCCCCAGGGACACUCCUGUGAAUGCCCAGGAGAGCGACACUUCUUCUUCAGCCGGCUCGGCUAACGUGGUCCUGGAUGGAGACAGUGACAACAUGGAGGUGGAUCCCUCCAGCUACCUGAAGCCUGUCCUGGCCUGGGAGAUUGACACGACCGAUUUUGAUGCUGUUUUAACGAGAAAAACCAGGACAAGCAAUCUUAAGAAGUCCAGCUCCAAGAAGAUGAAGACUUCAGACAAACACAGCAGGAAUCUGCAAGACAUCCCGCAGCAGGCUACGCUUGAAGAAAUUAAACAGAGGAAGGUCAUGGACCUUAGGAGAUGGUAUUGCAUCAGCCGUCCACAGUAUAAGACUUCCUGCGGAAUAUCCUCUCUAAUUUCUUGUUGGAACUUUUUAUACAGCACGCUUGGAGCAGGGAGUCUUCCCCCUAUCUCCCAGGAGGAGGCACUACACAUACUGGGGUUCCAGCCACCGUUUGAGGAGAUCAAGUUCGGGCCCUUUACGGGCAACGCCACCCUGAUGCGGUGGUUCAGACAAAUCAAUGAUAAUUUCCGGGUCCGCGGCUGCUCAUACAUUCUGUACAAACCACACGGAAAGCACAAGACCGCAGGAGAGACGGCUGAAGGGGCUCUACUAAAACUAACACAGGGCCUGAAGGAUGAGACCAUGGCCUACAUCUACCACUGUCAGAACCACUACUUCUGCCCGGUCGGCUUCGAGGCCACCCCUCUCAAGGCUGCCAAGGCCUACAGGGGCCUGCUUCCAUCUAAUGAAAUGGAACACUGGAUUCUCAUUGGUGAACCAAGCAGGAAACACCCAGCCAUUCAUUGCAAAAAGUGGGCAGACAUUGUGACAGAUCUGAACACGCAGAAUCCGGAAUACUUGGACAUCCGUCACACAGAGCGGGGGAUUCAGUACAGAAAAACCAAAAAGGUGGGAGGAAACCUGCAUUGCAUCAUGGCCUUCCAGAGGGUGAACUGGCAGAAGCUGGGCCCCUGGGCUCUCAACCUGGAGAACCUGCGGCAUGAUCUCCACCACCAGGGGGCAGACCGGGGCUCCAGUGGAGCUUCAGACGACCCAGAAGGGAAGGCAACCGCCAAGCACCCGGGCCGACUGGGCCGGUCAAUGAGUGCGGGGUGCCAGAAAGAAACCACCUGGAAACGCCUGUCCAACACCUACGAGUACAGGCAUGGGGGGUCACCCGAGAGCGAGGUCGACGAGGGGGCGACCGACUGAAGCCUGAGAGACACAGGGACUCAUGGGAAAUGAAGUCUCUGAGGGAGUUCUGCAGGUGUGUCUCUGCAUACCAAUUGCACUUUCUGUUCAUUUGAAUUUAUUUAUUGAUAGAUUGUAUGCACAGAAAAUGGCGUCAUCUGUUAUCUGUCUGAUUCAUUUGCAUAAAUCAUUAGCCGAAAACAUUCAUUUGCAUUGGUUCAUAUUUUAUGUGUACUGUGCUCAUGCAGAAUUCCUCCAGAAUGAGGGAUACCGUGUCUCAGAACUUUGUGAAUAUAUUAAUAAAAUAAUUCCAAAAGAGAAAAUAAGGAACAUUUGAUUACCAUAAGUGAUCUUAACAUAAAUACUUCAUCCUCUCCUAAAUUUGGCACUGUUUUGGCGAAUCCCAUAAUUCCUUUUGGAAGUAUCCAGGGAUAAUAAAAAUAGCUUGAUGUAUUCCCCUAACUCUGCUAAACCAAAAGUAACAGCUCCAUUUAUUUAAAGCUUACUUGUGGUUUGGCAGCAGUCUGUGGAUGUAUCCCAGCCCUAUUUUAUUAGCCCUGGGAGUGUUGACAAAAGGUGAGACCUUAAAAAUACAUUACAAGAGGAUUUUUUAUGUUCUGUCCUUGUAAUGUGGUUAUGGACCCACUGUUAGUUUGCGAGAGGGGUUGAGGAAGUUAAGCAAACUCAUAUAUCAAGGUUGUGGGCCAUUUUGGAGAGUGCUGUAUGUUGCAACAUUUCAGGAAGGGGGGGGGGGCGGUCACAGAGAAUGUAUUCCAUCAUCAAACCGGUCAUUUGCUCAGAACGUUCUCUUUAGACCAGGUCCACUUUGCUAAAGAGUAGGUGUGAGACACAAUCUUGCGGUCACAAUUCCUCUAUCAGACCAAUAUUUAUUUUUCAAGCUUGGUGAUUAAUUCACAGUGCAACUGUUUUUAGUUGCACAGCAAAUGAAAAUAUUGAAUAAAUAAUAUCUUGGUGAGAUUUUUACUUUAAUUAUAUUACAUGCUUUAUUUGGUGAAACUUUUCGGUUUAAUUCUAAGCCUCAGGCUGGUGAUCGUCUUUGUAAAUAAUGCAAGCAAUUUUGGCAGUGCUGGUAUCACUACUUCAUAGGAUCAAUGUAUCGUGCAAAGAAAAAACACGACAUGCCCUGUUAUUAUUUACCUAAUAAAAAACGAAUCCUUUUAAAAAUAAUUUUACAUUUUCUUUGAAAUGAAGAAAAAAUAGCCAUAUAGGAUAGGAUAUCCCUCCCAGGUGUAGGAAGUAUGUGCAUAAGACUUGCUUGGUAGCAAACGGAAGCCUUCACAUUCUCUUCAGUUAGUCCCUGCUGUACUCAAAUAUACCUUUUCCAAUUUACUUUUUGGUACCUACAGCAAGGUCUUCAAUAGUGUACACUGAUAUUUAUCACAAGACAGUUUAGUAACAAAAAACAACGUUGCCAAAGUUUAUUUUGAAACAUCACAUAAACUUGGCAUACUGUAAACUUGAUCUUCUCUGGUGCAUGUAACUGUAAUCUUUGAUAAUGGAUCAUAUUUACUGUCAUUUUCUAUUUAUUUCUAUGUAUUCAAGGAUCCCCAGACAUAUCAGAGAAAGCCUGGUAUGUGUCUAAGUUCUAAUUCUUCUUUAUUAUUAUCAUUAUUGUUAUUAUUCUAGCUAAAUAUUGAAUAGAAAGCUAAAGAUUUGUUUUUGAUUCAGCUAAAGGAUGGUAAUAAUGAAUUCAGAUUUGUUUUGGGACCCCAAUUUUAUUAAUUUGUUUUCCUGAGCCAGAUGGUGUAACAGCACCAUCUGUGCAUGAGUGACUGGGUGUAGCAAGGGCAGAAACAUCAGAAACCACAGCAGGGUCACAGUAUACCAACGGGCUGAACUUCUACAAGUCUCCACUCAGUACAAACUAUUUUUCAAAGAUUAUAUUCAAUUAAAACUAAAUAGCCUGUCAUUUUAUUUGAUACAGUAUACAAUAUGGUAGAAUACUGGCACAUGAAUAUAUGCAAUCAAUGCUGUGCACUAAUUAUCGUGUUCAAUUUAUAUUCAUUGUUCCAGAGUGGAAUAUGAAAUAUAAACAUGGGAAAUCCAGAGUCGGACGAGUUGAAGGCACAAUUUGUUAAAACAUUAUAACCUUUUUUUUCCAUUUUAUUUUUAUUUUUAAGCUGAAUUUCAAUUCAAUUUCAGGAAUUUUUUGUGUCAGGUGCAAAUUGCAAAAAGCAAAACAAAAGCGCAUGUCUGCUUCUAUGUGCUGUAAAAGACUGUAUGCUCUAACAUUCCUGUGAGAACAGUUAUGGAAUACAUUUCCGUCCCUACCGCUUGUGUAAAUGUAAUGACUGUAGUGUGGAUUUCUUUUUGUUCUUUUUUCUUUACAAAUAAAGAUUUAUACAACUUGUUAUCAGUA